Girardinichthys multiradiatus is the source of this 1979-nucleotide messenger RNA. RefSeq names its product glucose-6-phosphate 1-dehydrogenase-like. The record is from RefSeq and is a predicted model, not a curated record. Gene Ontology annotation, biological process: pentose-phosphate shunt, oxidative branch; glucose metabolic process. The coding region runs from base 170 to 1696 and encodes 508 amino acids. Gene Ontology annotation, cellular component: cytosol. NCBI's taxonomy places the organism in Eukaryota, Metazoa, Chordata, Actinopteri, Cyprinodontiformes, Goodeidae. Gene Ontology annotation, molecular function: NADP binding; glucose-6-phosphate dehydrogenase activity. The transcript has 13 exons.
AAUGAAUGUAGUAAGAAAUAACACGUACAGUUCAAAAGGUGUAUUUUUCUUUGCAACAAUAGGUGGCAGCACUUAGUUGUUGAGAUUUUCUGCAAGGCCAUAGUGAAAGUGUAAAACUCACCAUGCCAGUCUGUAAUACCACUGAGAGCAAGCUGCGCAGAAGAGGAGAAUGGAGCCCUUGACUCGUUCAGAGGUGUUUGUACAGCUCCGGAAGGAGCUCUAUGGAGACAAAGAGUCAAGUCAUUCCAACACGCAUAUUUUUAUCAUCCUGGGAGCGUCUGGAGAUCUUGCUAAAAAGAAGAUCUAUCCGACAUUGUGGUGGUUAUUCAGAGAUGGCCUGCUCCCAGAGAACAUCUAUAUUGUGGGUUUUGCUCGGUCUAACCUGACUGUGGAGAACAUUAAGGCAGCAUGUAUGCCUCACAUGAAGGUCACUGAUGACGAACUUGAUAGUCUAUCAGCCUUCUUCAAAAGGAACUCUUACCUGAGUGGUCGCUACGAUGUUGGCAGCUCCUUUGAACAACUGAACAGCCAUCUAUUAUCUCUGCCAGGAGGAGAAAACGCCAGCCGACUCUUCUACCUGGCUCUGCCUGCCACUAUCUACCACCAUGUUGGCACAAACUUGAGAGAACACUGCAUGAGCUGCAAAGGCUGGAACAGGGUAAUCUUUGAGAAGCCGUUCGGUCGUGACCUCCAGAGCUCCCAGGAGCUAUCGGUCCACCUGUCUUCCCUGUUCAAAGAAGACCAGAUCUACCGCAUAGAUCACUACCUGGGAAAAGAGAUGGUCCAGAACCUUAUGAUUCUCAGGUUUGGAAAUCGCAUUUUUGGACCCAUAUGGAACAGGAACAGUGUGGCCUGUGUGGUGCUCACCUUCAAGGAGCCCUUUGGCACUCAGGGCCGUGGAGGAUACUUUGAUGGCUUUGGGAUCAUAAGAGAUGUCAUGCAGAAUCACCUGCUUCAGAUGCUCUGUUUGAUUGCAAUGGAAAAACCUGCAUCCACCAGCCCAGCUGAUGUGAGGGAUGAGAAGGUGAAAGUGCUGAAGUGCAUAUCUUCUCCUGAUAUGAGAAAUGUGGUGCUUGGUCAGUAUGUUGGAGAUUCAGAAGGGGAGGGUGACUCCAAGCUGGGUUACCUUGAUGAUCCCACAGUACCAAAAAGGUCCUGCACACCAACGUUCGCAACUGCAGUUCUCUACGUCCAUAAUGAAAGAUGGGAUGGGGUUCCUUUCAUUCUGCGCUGUGGGAAAGCUCUAAAUGAGCGGAAAGCAGAGGUGCGUCUGCAGUUCACGGAUGUACCUGGAGACAUCUUUGCUGAACGCUGUCAGAGAAACGAGUUGGUGGUCCGUGUGCAGCCAGACGAGGCUAUUUAUCUGAAGAUGAUGACCAAGAGGCCUGGAGUUUUCUUCAGCCCAGAGGAGACUGAGCUGGACCUCACUUACAAGAGCAGAUACAAGAAUGUGAAGCUCCCUGAUGCUUACGAGAGACUGAUUCUGGAUGUCUUCUGUGGAAAUCAGAUGCACUUUGUCCGCAGCGAUGAGUUGCGAGAAGCCUGGAGGAUCUUCACCCCCCUUCUCCACCAAAUAGAAGCUGUAAAGAGACAGCCAAUUCCUUACAAAUAUGGAAGUCGUGGUCCCAGUGAAUCAGAUGAUCUUAUGCAGAGGGUGGGCUUCCGCUACGAGGGAAGAUACAAGUGUUUUACCUAACUGGAACAACACACGUGCAAGGAUCGGGACAUGCAUUGAUCUUUCCCGGGAUUCGGACAUUUGUGGGAAGAACAGUCUCAAUGAACAUGUGUUUAAACGCCCGAGUCCUUGUGCUUGUUUUCCUAUAAUAGUAAUGUUGCAGUCUGCUGGUUGGAAUGUUGUGAAGAGUCGAGUCAUUGUAGUUGAGCUAUAUCUCAUUCUUUAUGACCAAAAACUGUUACUGAUUUUAUUAAAACUAAUUUUUUUUUAAAUCAAAUAAUAAAUGUCAGCCAUGUAUAUUUCA